AUGGAGAGGAAGAAGAAGAAAUUAGACAUGGCGGUUCUGGAAAUAAUGGAGAGGAAGAAGAAGGUGGCGGUUCUGGAAAUAAUAGAGAGGAAGAAGGUGGCGGUUCUGGAAAUAAUGGAGAGGAAAAAGAAGAAAUUGGACUUGGCGCAACUGGAAAUGCAGAGGAUAAUGAGAUAG
This is a messenger RNA of Arabis nemorensis, 177 nucleotides long. The record is from the annotation of a GenBank genome assembly. Lineage: Eukaryota; Viridiplantae; Streptophyta; Magnoliopsida; Brassicales; Brassicaceae.